AUGAUGAUGACAAUGAAUCAAUCAUCUGCUUUUGAUAACAGUUUAAUAAAUUUCAAUAAUCCAAAUAAUGCAUUUAAUCAAUCAACAUUAUCAUUAACUGAUCCUGAUGUUGAUUGGAGUGUAUUUGAAAAUGCUGAUCGAUAUUUAUUACGUGAUGAUAGUGCAUGGAUAACUCGUUUAAGUAGAGAUUUUUGGUGGAAUCUCGAACGUAUAUCAGAAAUGACAACAACAACAACAACAGAUGUUAAUCAUAUUCAAAAAAUAAAUUCAACAAAACAUAUUCCUCAACAAAUUUCAUCAUCAUCAUCAUCAUCUAUGCAAUUAAAUGGUAUGCCAACGCGUAAAAUUGUUGGUCAACGUUCAACAAUAAUAGCACGACCAAAUAGAAAUAACAUUCCAAUAAAAACAAAUUCUUCAUCAACAUAUGAUCAAGAUUUUGAUUAUAAUCCAUUUCAAUCAAAAAUAUCAUUUGAUAAUAAUAUAUGGACAAAUUAUUUACAACAUGCAAUCCCAUGGCAAUAA
Rotaria sordida is the source of this 522-nucleotide messenger RNA. Lineage: Eukaryota; Metazoa; Rotifera; Eurotatoria; Philodinida; Philodinidae. The record is from the annotation of a GenBank genome assembly.